Messenger RNA from Phyllopteryx taeniolatus (common seadragon), 996 nucleotides. It is a transcript of the gene mrpl27, whose product is annotated as mitochondrial ribosomal protein L27. The record is from RefSeq and is a predicted model, not a curated record. Bases 58 to 558 code for a protein of 166 amino acids. NCBI's taxonomy places the organism in Eukaryota, Metazoa, Chordata, Actinopteri, Syngnathiformes, Syngnathidae. Gene Ontology annotation, cellular component: ribosome; mitochondrial large ribosomal subunit. Gene Ontology annotation, molecular function: structural constituent of ribosome. The transcript has 4 exons. Gene Ontology annotation, biological process: translation.
CGUUGCGCUGGCCCAAUUUGGCGCGGCUGCGCUUGGCAGAGCUACCCAUCCAUAGCUAUGCUAGGCCGACCGUCGAAGAAGAGGUGGACACAGGAUAUGACGAAUGCGUUCAAAAUGGCAGCGCUGCUAUCCUGCGUUUCCAAGUGCAAAGCGGGGCUUUUGGAUCCCGGUCCGUUCCUUCUCCUGUCGUCGCUGAGGUUUGCAUCCAAAAAGGCUGGUGGGAGCAGCAAGAAUCAUGGCGGGAAGAGCCCUGGGAAGAGAUACGGCCUCAAGAAGCAAGAUGGAAACUUUGUCCAUGCUGGCAACAUCGUGGCAACACAGAGGCUGCUGAGGUAUCACCCAGGAGCCCAUGUUGGGAUGGGAACCAAUAAUACUCUUUAUGCUCUUGAGGAUGGUUACAUCAGGCUCACCAAGGAGGUCUACACUCCCCCCCCUCGCAGUCUGGAAGCUAGCCAAAUCAUUACCAAACUUGCCAAAGGAACUUUACUUUACAAAACCUUCAUCAACAUUAUUCCAAUCAAGCAAGAGCCCGCCUUCAAACUGCUUCGCAUGGUCUAAACCUGAUGUGGAUGUAGUUCUCGCGUGAGGAUCGAACAGUGCGUUUUGGAAGAAUGCUACAAGACUGAAUAUACAAAUUUCUUUUACAGUGGACUGCCCCAAAAUUUGUACUAAUUAUUCAAGAUGAACCACAUUUUGUGAAAAAAAAAAAAAAUCACACCAUGCAAAACUCCAUCUUACUGAGCAUGGAUUGGAUUCAUUCUGCAAGUGUGUUGGUUUUUCAAUUGAUUUAUUCAUUUUGUUUUAUGACAAGGGUGUCAAAUUCUAUUCUGUUUCACUCACUCAUUAUGAUUGACAAAUUGAUGUAUAAUUUGUUUAGAAAUCAGAGGUCAAGGAUAAUCGUUUGUUCAACAGUUGUUCAAGCUACUGUAAAAAGUGGUUUGGCAACCCCAAAAUGCUUGCAAUAUCUGAAUAUUUAUUAAAUAUGCUGAUGUGAAA